AUGACAGGUGCUGGGCAAAUUGCUUGGGAAAAUGUUUGUCAAUCCAAACAAGCUGGAGGUAUAGGUUUCAAAAAAGUUGUUGAUUGGAAUAAAGCAGCAAUGUUCAAGUAUAUUUGGGCAAUUGCAACCAAAGAAGACAACCUGUGGGUCAAGUGGAUACAUAGUGUAUACAUCAAAGGCAAGGAUUGGUGGAGCUAUGAGAUACCCCAAACAGGCAGCUGGUAUUGGAGGAAGAUUGUAGCUCUAAAAGGUACGUUGCUGAACUUAGUUGACCCUAUCACAUUCACUCAAACGACAUAUAAAGUAGCAGAUGGCUAUAAGUGGAUGUGUCCUACGGUAAAUAGGGUCAACUGGAGCAAGGAAGUCUGGAAUCGGCUAAAUACUCCCAAACACAGUUUUGUGUUUUGGCUUGCUGUCCAAAAUAGAUUGAAAACCAGAGACCGUUUGCUCAGAUUUCAAAUUGCAACUGAUCCCUCAUGUUUGCUCUGCUUAGGGAGUGCAGAAACCUGUGAGCAUCUGUUUUUCCUAUGCCCUUUCUUUAUUGAAUGUCUAAAUCAGGUUAAGAGUUGGUUGGGAUGGAAGACCCCAGCAGCUAACUUAACUGAUCUGGUGCGAAUCCUAGAGAAGAGAUCCAUCUCUGCCUUCCUAAGACAGGUAUAUACUGCUGCUUGUGCAGCUCUACUUUACCUUAUUUGGAGAGCAAGGAACAAUGUAUUGUGGCUACAGACAAAGGAAGACCCGAAGUCUAUUGUACAGAGGAUUAAAAAUAUUUGUAAAACUAGGAUACAAAGUGUAUGGCCUAGGAAGGUUUCAAUAGGGGAUACUACAUGGUUCAAUGAAUUGUAA
This is a messenger RNA of Cannabis sativa, 846 nucleotides long. RefSeq lists its product as uncharacterized. NCBI's taxonomy places the organism in Eukaryota, Viridiplantae, Streptophyta, Magnoliopsida, Rosales, Cannabaceae. The transcript has a single exon. The record is from RefSeq and is a predicted model, not a curated record. Bases 1 to 846 code for a protein of 281 amino acids.